Molecule: messenger RNA, 1321 nt
Organism: Mugil cephalus (flathead mullet)
Lineage: Eukaryota; Metazoa; Chordata; Actinopteri; Mugiliformes; Mugilidae
Product: transcription factor Sox-14-like
Exons: 5
Coding region: 121-1185 (354 amino acids)
Source: RefSeq, a predicted model, not a curated record
AUCACGUGGUACGAAGACUUGCGUUGUCGGGGAAACUAACGGUUCUUGUUUCGCACACACAGUCCAGAUUAAACAUCAUUAUAACGGGGAAAUUAACAAAAAAAACUAACCACAACCCCAAUGAAGACACCACUCCAAAAUACGAGACGAGGAACGGUUCGGGUAGAACCGGGUCAGGAGGAUCCAGCGAAGGCCUUGGCUCGGAUCACUCAGGCCGGAGAUGGAGGCCAGGUUCAACUGCGACGGGACGGGACUGGAAAUGAGUUCAAGACGUGGGAUAAGAAAAACUACUCAUUUAGAGCAAGUCAACAGGAAGCAGGAGGUGGACAAGCCCUCACACAGACACAGACCUCACCCAGACUGGGAGAUCGGCGUCCAAUUAUCUGUUUCACCAUCCCGCCAACAGACCAAGAUCUGAAGCAAAUACAGACUGUGCAACACAAGGAUGGACGCAUUAAACGGCCCAUGAAUGCCUUUCUGAUCUGGGCUCGCAUCCACCGAGAUGCCCUGCAGAAAGCCUGCCCCACAGUCAGCAAAAUAGACAUCAGUGCUCAGCUGGGCUUUGAGUGGUCUAAGCUCACUGAUGAACAGAAGAGGCCGUACUAUGAAGUGGCUCAGAAACUGAAAGCAAUGCAUGAGCGUCAGUUCCCUGAUUACGUUUAUCGCCCCAAGAAGAAGAAAUGCGGAAAAUAUUUCUCAAGACAGCAAAGUGGACAGAAAGCAGGGCAGUACCAGGAUUAUGCCGUUUCCUUUUGUCACUCAGAAGCCAGGCCUUCAGCUCAGUCCGCACUGCUUGAUCCUUGCAUGUAUGCAUGUCCCACCAUGAUGCCCUACACAGUCGGCUACUAUCCCUACCCAUCUUUUUACCUGUAUCAGCCGGUGGGCCUCUACUAUGCUCUACAGCAUCACUCAAGAUACUCAAAUGUCAGCAGCUCCAUGGAAGAAUGCUGGAGUCAUAACUACGCUCACAUGCAGACGGACUCAAUCGCUCUGGCUGCGCUCAACCUGGAAACCAUGCAGCAUGUGCAACAUCCAGCCAGCGUUAGUCGAGAAGUCGUUACUGGCUCUGCUACAGAUUUGCAGCAACUUGAACAGCCUGAUACUGACACCACACAACCGCUGCCUCUGAACAGUGAGGUGGUGUGUAAAUGUGAGGAUGAUAUUGAUGUUGUUGGUCUGUUCUAGCAGAACACAAGCGAAGCAAAACAGGCAGGUAUUUGGGGUCAAUUUCCCUCUUAUACCUGUACAUGGUUUCAUGUUACCAUGCAUAUCCUUUCAAUUUUGAUGACAUUACAGAGAAAAUAAAAGUUGUAUUCAUACU